Molecule: messenger RNA, 3460 nt
Organism: Spodoptera frugiperda (fall armyworm)
Lineage: Eukaryota; Metazoa; Arthropoda; Insecta; Lepidoptera; Noctuidae
Gene: Ent3
Product: equilibrative nucleoside transporter 4
Exons: 10
Coding region: 3-1673 (556 amino acids)
Biological process (GO): nucleoside transmembrane transport
Cellular component (GO): plasma membrane
Molecular function (GO): monoamine transmembrane transporter activity; nucleoside transmembrane transporter activity
Source: RefSeq, a predicted model, not a curated record
AAAUGAAUGAGACUUUAGGCCGCGGGUACGCCCGUAUUGAGGCAAUCCGUGCCGCUAGGGGAGAGCCCCUGUCCUCGAUGCCGGACCCGGGGGCGCCGCCGCCGGACCGGUACAACUCCGUGUACCUGACACUCUUUGUUGCUGGAGCUGCCUUCUUACUGCCCUUUAACAGUUUCAUCAUGGCGGUCGACUACUUCCAGAUGCACUACCCCAACACGACGAUAAUGUUCGACAUGUCCACUGUGUACAUAGCGUCCGCCUGCGUCGCCGUCUGCCUCAACAACCUCCUGCUCGAUCUGUUCACCUACAACACUAGGAUCACUUUCGGAAUCCUAGUAUCGCUAGCAACCAUGUUGUUUGUGGCGGUAUGCAACAUCGGUUGGGACGGGUUUUCGACGCGCGUCUCCUAUACCAUCAACCUGGUCGCCAUCGGAGUGGUGGCGUUUGGCUGUACCGUGCAGCAGGCCUCGUACUACGGGUUCACGGGAUGCCUGCCUCCCAGAUACACCCAGGCUGUUAUGGCAGGAGAAAGUGCCGCUGGCUUUUGGGUAUCGGUGGACCGGAUUGUCACCAAGUACGGCUUUCGUCAGCCACAAAGAAGCACAUUCAUGUUCUUCGUAUUCUCUAUACUCAUCCUGCUGGGACACUCAAUGCUGCACCAUGUCAUGAUGCGCCAUCCUCUGGUGCAACACUAUCUGCGACUGACCAACGAGUCGAGGCAUAGGAGACGCAUUCAACUGCACUUGAACCCUAAUGAAGAUGCUACUUUGAUGGAAAGUGAGGCCGGAGAAGCAAGUUACGGAGUACUGAAACUUCAAAGUCCUGUACUGUCAACUACUGGACAAGGUGAAAUCGAAACAAAUGCGUUCAGCUUCGCCAACCCCGUUUACUCGCCAACUGCUGGCGCGCCCGUUCAGGCAGAGGGCGCUGUAGAGCCGUUUGGAGACGGCGUGGCUUCUGAGACCUCAUCAGCUCUACGCACCCCUCGGCCUUCCUACAAAGUUGAAGACGUCGUCUUUGAGGCUCCCGAAAGACCAACCUCAUGGAGGGCAUUCAAACGCGGCGUGUUGGCUCGCUGGGCGGUGGCCCGUGCGAUCUAUCCGUACAUGGUGUCUAUCGGGCUAGUGUACUUCACAACGCUCAGCCUGUACCCCGGCAUCGCGUCUGAGGUCCCCUCCUGCCGCCUCGGCACCUGGAUGCCCAUCAUACUCAUGUCCUCCUUCAACCUAUUCGACUUCAUCGGAAAAAUAGCGGCUGCUUGGCCGUAUGAGUGGAGUCGCAGUCAGCUGCUGAUGGCGAGCGGCCUGAGGCUACUGCUGGUUCCUUUGAUGCUGCUGUGCGCUGCUCCCAGGCAUUCACCGCAUAUCGUUGGAGACAUCUAUCCAAUACUAUUUUCCGUGGCAUUAGGUUUUUCAAAUGGUCUGUUUGGCUCCGUACCAAUGAUACUAGCGCCAUCUCGUGUCGGUCGUGAGCAUCGAGAGAUCGCUGGUAAUAUGAUGACAUUGUCAUACAACGGUGGUUUGCUGUCGGGCUCACUGGUGUCCUACCUACUGCUGGGCAUGCUGGGCCCGCCCGCCGGUGCCCCAUGCCGCGUGUACCCCACGCCACCACUGCCCACGCUACCACCAGCCACGCCACCAAAUAUAACCUUCGCUGUCACUGUAUCGCACUAAACGCUUAUUAGUACCUGACAUCGAUAAGAGAUGGCAGCACAUGUAACAAAAUAGCAUUAAUUUAUUAACCAGAACCAGAUAUUUCAAUUAGUUAAAUAAUAGAUAGCUACAAGUUAUAGGUACGUAAUGUGCUAGGAUUAGAAAUUAAUUGAAGAUUUUGAGGAACAAUAAUACGUAACUGAAAUUAUCAUACUUCUGCUCACCAAGUGGCGCUGCUGGUGAGUGAGGUCUUGUCAAUCGAAUUUGAUAAGUUGUGCAUAUCACAGUUGAUGAUAUUAAAUACUGUAGACGAUGACUUCAAGACCAAACUUGCUACCAGCGCCUCUAGUGAUGAGCUAAAGAACGAUAGCCCACAAAAACAUCGGCAAUUUAAUGAAUUAGUUUUUUUUACAACAACAUACUUAUAACAGGAAGGAAAUGUCUUUCCCAAUACCUAAUAUUUGACUGCUGAACUUAAUUUAUCGCCUAAAUUAAUAAGCGACUUACUCCCAAAUCAGAUAGGUAUCUAUUGAAUCAAAAUCAAAAUAGUUUGACAGUCAGUUUGUUUGACAGUUAGACAGUAACUCAAUAGAAACAAUAUUUAAAAUUGCCAUUAACUUAUGUACCUAAAUAGUUUGAAUUGAGGUCACGGACAUCAAUUUCGAACGCAAGUCUACUUAUUUAAAAAAAUAAUUUCAAAUACCAUAAACAAACAAUAUGAAGUUGUAAGUAUAUGUUAAGUAUUUGAAUAAUCUAGUCGUUUUACAAGAAUAAUAAUUGUAUAUUUUUUGAAUGUAGAUAAUUAAUUCUCGCAUUAAUUUAUUCAUUACAAAUCUUUGAAUGUAUAAUAUAAAAUAUUGCUCUGGUUUAUUUUUUCUGAAUUUAUAUUUCGAAAAAAAAAACAAUAAAAUGACUUAAGCCUGUAAUUAUUGAAUAAUUUUUAACACAUUGCUGAUUAUGUAAUUGUUGUCCCUAAAUAAUUAGGUAUGUUAUUAUGAAAUAAGCAUUUAUACUACAACUUAUAGUGGCUUUGACACGAAGGAGACUGUUUCAAUGGUUAAAUUAAAUUAAUAACUGUCAUACUCAGAGUCAUUUACGGAAAAUACUAAGGAAUAGUUUAAGUAAUCAUUAAAUGUCUCUGAGUGCGGCAGUUAGACUACUUAGGUACACUACAAAAGACAUGUACUUAAUGUUGUGAAUAUAAAUUAUUUGCUUAAUAUUUAGUUUAAAUAUUAAUUUAAAGUUUCAACUAAAUUAAUAUUUAAACGUAAAAGUACCUAAUAGUUAGGUACAAACGCCGUAUGUAUUAAGUAUGGUAUUCUUCUCAUCGAGCUCUUGCUAUUAAAGUUAUAUAGGCACUUUGCAAUGUAAACAACAAAAUAAUAUUGUGCACACAUCGGCAUGUGAAGCUAUGCCGAAACUGGAAAAUGUUUCAAUCGAUUUCCAACUUAAACAAUUUGUACUAAAGUCAAAAAUGUAUUGACAGAUCUGUAUAGUUUGAUGUGCUGACGCCUGUACUUUACACAAAAAACUUGUAAAAAAUUAAGCCCACUGAUUUAUAUGUUUUGCUUAAAAUGGAAUGGAUAAUGACAAAAUUCUAGUGAGACUGAAAAAAAUGUGAGGAGGAGGAAGGAGUGACUUAUGACUGUUGGAGUUAGAUAUGUAUUUUAACGUAAAUAUCAACUUUACUAUGAAAUGGCUACCUCUUGCUUUUCUACUUACAAUUUGUUCUACAAUGUAGAUAGAAAGUAUUGUACAUAGCACCUGUGUAAAUAAAUUUAACAAUUAAAUAGAUACAUAUCUGGAUA